CACGGAGGGACGUAGCUGCCAACAAGCAACAGACACCCGGCUCUUGUGAUCUUCCCAUUCACGAAUCCAUUCCAUGCCAUUGUCAUUGCAAUGUAAAGCCGUUCUCUUCUGACUGGAGGAGGCAGGCUCCAAUCAACUGCUGAGGCACAUCUGCUCUCUUCAUGCAAGAUCUUUCUGUUACGAACCCAUUGCCACACUUGCUCUUUUUCAUCAGUCUCUUUUGAUCUGCCUUCUCUCUUUGUGCUUUUCAUUGUCCCUCUGAAACCGGACGGCUUUUCGGUCUUUUCAUGCGACUUGGGUCUUUUUUGGGGGCUGUCAUUGUGUUUGGUUCUACACGGAAUGACAACUGCUUUUCAGAGGGGGUGAGGAAUACAUGAAGCCAUCACUAACUGGAAAGCUCCUUGAGAAAUCGUAAAGAACCUUUGUUGUCAAGUUUCUUCAAAGACUUGCUUCUUUAAACCCCUUUAGAUUUGCCUCCUCACACACUAUACGGUAGGAAAUUUCUACUUUUUGUCCAAGCAGUAAAACUAGUUUUAACUGGAUACAGCCAUGAAGGGAGACUCGGAAGACAGUAUUGAAAGCACUAGGCCAUCCAACUUGCAGGUUUUUGCCAACAGCUCUACAUUACAUGGCAUGAGUCACAUUUUUGCAUAUGGGCACAUGACAUUUCGUCGGUUUCUUUGGACACUGUCCUUCAUGGGCUCUUUGGGUCUUCUGAUGUUUGUGUGCAUGGACCGAGUUUACUACUAUUUUGACUUUCCCCACGUCACCAAACUGGACGAGGUUGCGGCACCCAACCUCACCUUUCCAGCUGUUACCUUCUGUAACCUCAAUGAGUUCCGUUUCUCUAAGAUCUCCAAGAACGAUCUGUACCAUGUCGGGGAGUUGCUGGCUCUGCUAAAUGAGAACUAUCAGAUAGCAAACCCGCACUUGGCUGAGCCAGAAGUUCUUGCUUUACUGAAAGAGAAGGCUAAUUUUGCCAACUUCAAGCCCAAACAGUUCAACAUGACAGAUUUCUACAACCGUACAGGCCAUGAUAUCAACGACAUGCUCUUACAGUGCACCUUUAGAGGGGAAGAAUGCUUCCCUCUGAACUUCACCACAAUUUACACAAGAUAUGGGAAAUGUUACACAUUCAACUCUGGUCUAGAUGGAAACCCAUUGCUGACGACUUUAAAAGGCGGAACUGGAAACGGGCUGGAAAUCAUGUUGGAUAUUCAACAGGAUGAGUACUUGCCCGUUUGGGGUGAUACAGAUGAAACGUCAUAUGAAGCAGGCAUCAAAGUUCAGAUCCACAGCCAGGAUGAACCACCCUUCAUUGAUCAGCUGGGAUUUGGAGUGGCCCCUGGUUUUCAAACUUUUGUGUCUUGUCAGCAACAACUGCUUCAAUAUCUUCCUCCGCCGUGGGGCGACUGCAAAUCCACCCCGAUGGACUCUGAAUUCUUCUCCACAUACAGCAUCACGGGCUGUCGCAUUGACUGUGAGACCCGCUAUCUGUUAGAGAACUGUAAUUGCAGAAUGGUGCAUAUGCCAGGCACCUCUACUGUCUGUACACCAGAGCAGUACAAAGACUGUGCUGAUCCAGCUUUAGAUUUUCUAGUGGAGAAGGACAAUGAUUACUGUGUUUGCGAGACUCCUUGCAACAUGACUCGUUAUGGUAAAGAGCUGUCCAUGGUGAAAAUACCCAGCAAGGCCUCUGCUAAAUAUCUCGCCAAGAAGUUCAACAAGACAGAACAGUAUAUCGGGGACAACAUAUUGGUUCUGGAUAUAUUUUUUGAGGCUCUGAACUAUGAGAAAAUUGAACAAAAGAAAGCAUAUGAAGUUGCUGGAUUACUUGGCGAUAUUGGUGGACAGAUGGGUCUGUUUAUAGGAGCCAGCGUCUUAACAAUAUUGGAGAUAUUUGAUUACUUGUAUGAGGUUUUUAAGGACAAAGUACUGGGUUAUUUUCUACGCAAGAGACAGCCACAUCGGAGUGCUAGUGACAAUCUGGAUUUCCCAGAGAAUUCCACCAGCCCUGGUGUCACGCCUAACCAUGUCCCCAGCUUUCAAGAUGGAGAUGAUGUUUUGCAGAAGUUCAGAGCACAUGCGACACACUCCGGAGUCACUCGGACAGUCUCGGAUUCGCGCCGAACGUGCUACCUAGUCACUCGACUAUAGGCAACUUUGAGGAAUUCGCUUGUUGAUGGCACAGUUGGCGGGAACCCGACGGGACAGUUUAGGGUAUGACGGAAAACUGUGAAAUAUCUGAUAGACUCCAAAAGAAGUGUAAGUUCACCAAAAUGUAUGUUAAUUAGAUGACAUAAAUAAUCUAUCAACUACUGAAUAGAAGUAUAUAUUAUCAUGAAAUACAAAUAGUCAACACUUCCAAAACAAAACUCAGGUUUUAUGAACAUACUGUAGCUCAACAUCACAGCCACUGUUUGUUUGACAUUGUGAAAAUGCUGGUAGAUGUCAUGCCAUAUCUUUCAAACGAUGUAAAACAUACAAAUACUGUGACAGUAUUUCAUCCAAGAGAGAAUUUUGUGCUUUGACUACUGUAUGAACACUGUGGGCCUAAUUUGAUCAAGCCGCCUUUAACAGAUAUAGAAAGCAUUUUAAUAUUGCACAAAAGUUGUUAUAAAUACAGUUGGCUCGGCCAAGGUUAAAAUCUUUUUUUUUUUUUUUUUACAAUAAUCGUGAGCUUUAACUAUGAACUUGCUGCGGUUUGACUAAAUUCAGCCCUGUGAUAGUACUCAAAUGUGUAAUCAUUAAGAAUGUUUGUCUCUAUUCAUAUUUUGUGUAUAUUAGUGCAAUAAUAUGCAUAAUGAAUAUCGUAUAUUACCUUCAAGUCUUAAUUAUUAGCUGUCAGGAAAACAGACAGAUGCUUUCAAUACAACCUGAGUGACCAGCAAAUUGCUUAUUCUCAGUGUUUGAUUUUGACAGGCUAAUAUUAUGCUAUUUAUCUAUUUGUUUCAACCUCACUAGACAGUGACAAGACAGGACGUUGAAUGAUAUUUACAUUUAUGAAUCAUGCGUUUUAUAAGUGUGAGGUUCUCAUGGAAGCUUCACUGUCUGGAUUCAUUCAAAUCCAAAGCUAUAAUGUAUUGAAUACAAGAAUUGAGUCUGUUAAUCAAAUUGUUGUAACUACAUGGUUUCAUGAGAGCUGGUUCAUUAUUUAAGUGGCAAAGACUGUAAGCAAUGUAUUGAUGUAGAAAUUCUAUCAACAUAGUCAUGGAAGAGCUCUUGAAGAGUUAUACACUCAUAUCUCAUAUUUGCAAAGCAUGAGCACUUCAGCAUUAAAGGGAUAGGUCACCCAAAAAUAAAAAUGCAGUCAUUGUUUACUCACCCCUGUGUUGUUAUAACCCCAUAUGGCUUUCUUUCUUUUUCUUAACACA
Messenger RNA from Myxocyprinus asiaticus (Chinese sucker), 3374 nucleotides. Its product is annotated as acid-sensing ion channel 1C. The transcript is spliced from 12 exons. Lineage: Eukaryota; Metazoa; Chordata; Actinopteri; Cypriniformes; Catostomidae. Gene Ontology annotation, biological process: sodium ion transmembrane transport. Gene Ontology annotation, cellular component: membrane. The record is from RefSeq and is a predicted model, not a curated record. Bases 550 to 2157 code for a protein of 535 amino acids.